Molecule: messenger RNA, 1017 nt
Organism: Vicia faba (fava bean)
Lineage: Eukaryota; Viridiplantae; Streptophyta; Magnoliopsida; Fabales; Fabaceae
Source: the annotation of a GenBank genome assembly
AUGGCUGAAGAAUUUCAAGCUGGAAUUUGUGGUGAAACAUGGUGGAAUAUUAAUAAUUCAACAAGAAGUGUUUUUCCUCUUAAGAUAAACUCAUCAUCAUCAUCAUCAUCAUGUUCAGGGAGUUAUAGUAACUGGCAAAAUGAGUUUUUGGGUUUGAAAGAAACUAACAAUAACUUUGAUGUUUCUGAUUGUUCUUUGAGUUUUCUCGAUUCUCCGAAGCCGCAAUUAUCGGUUAAUGGAACCGGUAGUACUAGUAGCAUGUUCUUCGAUCUAUCGUCUCCGAAUUCAUCAAAUUGGAAUCACUCAAUAUUGUCAGAAAACAAUUUUGAGUCUGUGAUUCAAGAAGAAAGCACAAAGAAUUUCUCAUCUACAAUGGAACAAGAAUUUUGCAUAGAUCAUCAUCAAAGUUUGAAUUCUGUAACAAGCACUGGUUUAUCAUCAUAUCCAAUUGGAUCACUUGAUUCCUAUGCUGAGGCUCUCAAUGACAUAAGAGCAGGAGUUUUGGCUUCAUCACAAUCACAAUAUCAAUCUCAUAAUUUUCAUGACAACAAUUUCAGUUCCUCAAAUACUCUAUUAAACAAGCUAAAGAGAGAAAAGUCACCAGAAGCAAAGAGUUCAUCUGAAGUUGGAGUAAAGAGGCAAAGAAUUGAGACUCCAUCACCAUUACCAACUUUUAAGGUUAGGAAAGAGAAGCUAGGGGACCGUAUAACAGCUCUUCAGCAAUUGGUUUCACCUUUUGGAAAGACGGAUACAGCUUCUGUUCUUCAUGAAGCCAUUGAUUACAUCAAGUUUCUUCAUGAUCAAGUUCAUGUUUUGAGCACUCCAUAUAUGAAAAAUGGUUCUCCUAUUCAACACCAACAGGGUUCUGAUAAUGUGAAGGAGUUAGAAAGAAAAAAACAAGAUUUAAGAAGUCAAGGGCUUUGUUUGGUGCCAAUUUCAAGCACAUUUCCGAUGACUAAUGAGACUAGUGUUGAUUUCUGGACACCUACAUUUGGAGGUACACUCUUUGGAAGAUAG